AUGCAGGUCAAGCAGCUGAGCGCUGCCAGCUACCAUGUCUGGGUGCACUCCCCCGUCCCGGGGCAGCCACGCUUCUUUGCCAGCGAUGCACUGGAGUGCCUGACCAAGGUUCAGUGGUGGGUGGUCCCGCUGCUCUGGAUCCCGGUGGCCUGCGCUUGGCUGGCGGUGGCCGUGCAGGAUUGGGGCCUCCCAACUUCGGCCUGCUAUGCCGCGGCGGGCGCGCUGAGCUGGCAGGGCGUGGAGUACAGCCUGCACCGCUGGGUCUUCCACGCCCGGCCGCACUCCCCUGCGGCCGUCUGCGCACACUUUCUCCUGCACGGCUGCCACCACAAGUUCCCCCAGGACGUUGAUCGCCUGGUCUUCCCACCCCUGCCCGCCGCCCUCAUCGCCGCAGGCCUGUACUACAUGAUCAGGCUCGCACUCCCAGCGGGUGGGAGCGACGCCUUCUUUGGGGGCCUAUUGCUAGGGUAUGUGCGCUAUGAUUGCAUGCACUACCUCAUGCACUCCGGUAGGCUGGGCGGCCGACUCAAGGCCGCACACAUGCAUCACCACUACUCGAACCCGGAGGAGGCGUUUGGGAUCAGCGGCGGCUCAGUAGACUGGAUGCUGGGCACCCCGGCUGCCAUAGGAGCUACCCGCAGGAGCCUCGUGGAUAGGUGA
Messenger RNA from Auxenochlorella protothecoides, 660 nucleotides. RefSeq names its product Fatty acid 2-hydroxylase. The record is from RefSeq and is a predicted model, not a curated record. Gene Ontology annotation, cellular component: membrane; endoplasmic reticulum. Gene Ontology annotation, biological process: fatty acid metabolic process; lipid biosynthetic process. Gene Ontology annotation, molecular function: iron ion binding; fatty acid 2-hydroxylase activity. The coding region runs from base 1 to 660 and encodes 219 amino acids. The transcript is spliced from 2 exons. Lineage: Eukaryota; Viridiplantae; Chlorophyta; Trebouxiophyceae; Chlorellales; Chlorellaceae.